Messenger RNA from Serendipita indica DSM 11827, 1839 nucleotides. Lineage: Eukaryota; Fungi; Basidiomycota; Agaricomycetes; Sebacinales; Serendipitaceae. The record is from the annotation of a GenBank genome assembly.
AUGGCGGCUUCUGGGCUUCUGAAGGUCGUAUUGCUGGCAGAGGAUAUGAAGGAGUUUGCAAUCGACCUCCAGCAAGGGACUGAAGAAGAAGUGGCUCGAACUCUGGACGCGACGUCGAGCCGGCUCAAGAUGGCAGAAUAUAUCGCCAAAAUACUGUCUGAGAGAGUCAGAGAGCUCACUGCAGCGCUGGAGAGCAUCAAAGUCACGACCAAGGGUGCCGAAGAGCCGCAGGGUAUACUAGACAAAACCCCUCUGCCUCAGCCCAAGAGCGAAGGAAGGCCAACACGACCUGCACCGCUCGUUAGGCGUCACACCACGAUGGCUGUUCCGGCGACACACGAGACCACCGCUGGUGGAUGGGAAGACCGUGCUGCCGCAUUCAUGAUGAGGAGGCGGUCUCAGCAAUCCCAGCAAGUUAACCGAGGUGCAGGGGACUUGCAACAAGUAUCCCCUCCCUUAUCCCCUACGAAUACACAGUAUAUUCCUCACUCACGUCGUUCAACACAUUUACAAGACCAUCAUCCAAAUCCGCACAGGUUCGCAUCAGAUCAGAACACCGUAGAGAGCCAAGAUGUUCUCUGGGAAUUUGAAAGGCGCAAACAAAAUCCACGAAGAGGCAUGCUCAUCGCUGCGGCUUUCGAAACGUAUUCAGAAACGUGGGAUAAUCUUAUUUUAAGAGCAAAUCAGGAUCAAAUACAACCGCAUCUCACAUUUUCCACUUUCCCUUGGCCAGUUCUUCGACUCUCGAACGACCCACCCUUUUCCGAGCCAACUGAGCUGACGAUGGACGAGGUCCGCGAGUUUGUGCUCAGUCCAUUCCAUUCGACGGACAAGAGCAAGGAGAGUCGAAUACGAGAGGCGUAUGUGCGUUUCCACCCAGACAAGAACUCGCGAUGGUUAGGGUUCGUGCUGGAAAACGAACGAGAGAAGACCAAGCGCGGUAUGGACAGGCUAUAUGCCACAAUACAUAGUCUCGCCUCUGGUCGCUUGUGGAUUCUGCACCUUGUACCACUUUCCCGCUCUAUGAAUCGAUUUGUGCGGCAUUUUAAACCCCUACUACGAAGUUAUGGCAAGAGGUGGAUCCAAAAUGAUGCCCUCAGCGUCAGUGUGAAACGAGGUCCCGUAAAGGCGAAGCAUUGGGAACCGUGGAAGUCUCCGUGGACAUGGAUACUGGCCAUCAUACCACCUUUCACAUUUGGAUUGGGAACCUGGCAGGUGCAACGACUGCAAUGGAAAAACGACCUCGUUCGACAAGCCGAGGAUCAAUUGGAGAAGCAGCCUAUAGUUCUUCCAGCUUACAUAGACACGUCCAAUCUGCCGCCAUAUCGUCGUGUCGUCACUCAGGGUAUCUGGAUGCAUGCCUAUUCCCUUCUCUUGGGACCUAGAAAAUACGAAUCAUUCAACGGAUAUCAUUUGUUCACGCCCUUGGCUCGUUCUUCGCCAACUUUACCAAAUGCCUCGACUGUCUGGGUGAAUAGAGGCUUCAUCUCCGACACCGUGGCAGCUUCAAUGGACAAGAAUCCAGAGAGACUUUCAAUAAUGGCAAAUCCUGGAGGCGAUACGGUACAAGUAACCGGGAUGGUCGCACCGUCCUUUGUUCCCAGCAUGUUCACACCAGAUAACAAGACAGAUACCGGUGAAUGGAUAUGGGCAGACCUCACGGCUCUUGUUGAGCGCGCGGGUGGCGCAGCAGAAAACGUUCAGCCAGUUCUCAUAGAGACAACCUUCGAAGGUGAUUCAGGUGAGGCGUCUCAUUUGAUUGGAGCAGGCAAGCCAGUCGGAAGAUAUCCAGCGGUCAUCUUCAGAAACCAGCAUGCAAGCUAUGCCAUCACAUGGUGA